Molecule: messenger RNA, 288 nt
Organism: Paramecium octaurelia
Lineage: Eukaryota; Ciliophora; Oligohymenophorea; Peniculida; Parameciidae
Source: the annotation of a GenBank genome assembly
AUGAUAACUCUAUCCAUUUAUGGGAUAUUAAAGACAGGAUAAUUAAAAGCCAAAUUAGAUGGUCAUUCGGGUUGUAUUAAUAUAGCUUAUUUCUUUCCUGAUGGUACUACAUUAGCAUCUCGUAGUUCAAAUGAAAUUCAACCUCAAGAUAAUUUUUACAAAGACCCUCUCUCUUAGUUUAAAUUGCCAAUUUAAAGUCCAUCUAUUUUAUAAAAUGGUAUUUUUUUAUAUCAUUCUUUAGAUGAGAUCGAUCAUACAAUACUGAGAAUUGUCAAAAUCCAAAUAUGA